Molecule: messenger RNA, 5902 nt
Organism: Globicephala melas (long-finned pilot whale)
Lineage: Eukaryota; Metazoa; Chordata; Mammalia; Artiodactyla; Delphinidae
Gene: ANKS6
Product: ankyrin repeat and sterile alpha motif domain containing 6
Biological process (GO): innate immune response
Cellular component (GO): nucleus; cytoplasm
Molecular function (GO): protein binding
Source: RefSeq, a predicted model, not a curated record
ACGCGGGCCGCUGGCCGCGAUGGGGGAGGGCGGAUUGCCCCCGGCCUUCCAGCUGCUGUUGCGCGCCUGCGAUCAGGGCGACACGGAGACGGCGCGGCGGCUGCUGGAGCCGGGGACUGCAGAACCGGCGGAGCGCGGCGCGGAGCCCGAGGCGGGCGCGGAGCCGGCGGGGCCCGAGGCGUCCGGGCCCGGGGCGGGGUCGGCGGCCGGAGCGCCGGUGCCCGUAGAUUGCUCUGACGAGGCGGGCAACACGGCGCUGCAGUUCGCCGCGGCCGGGGGCCAUGAGCAGCUGGUGCGGUUCCUGCUGCGACGCGGCGCCUCGGUCAACAGCCGCAACCACUACGGCUGGAGCGCGCUCAUGCAGGCGGCCAGAUUUGGACAUGUGAGCGUGGCACACCUCCUUUUGGAUCACGGGGCUGAUGUCAAUGCCCAGAACCGGCUGGGGGCCAGUGUGCUCACCGUGGCCUCUCGGGGUGGCCACCUGGGCGUGGUGAAGCUGCUCCUGGAAGCCGGUGCCUUUGUGGACCAUCACAAACCCUCAGGCGAGCAGGCGGGGGACGGCAGGGACGAGCUCCUGGACGUCACGGCCCUGAUGGCCGCAAUCCAGCACGGACAUGAGGCUGUGGUACGUCUGCUGAUGGAGUGGGGUGCAGACCCCAACCACGCGGCCCGCACUGUGGGCUGGAGCCCGCUGAUGCUGUCAGCACUCCUCGGGAGGCUUGGCACGGCCCAGCAGCUGGUGGAGAAGGGGGCCAACCCGGACCACCUCAGCGUGCUGGAGAAGACCGCCUUCGAGGUCGCACUUGACCGCAAGUACAGGGACCUUGCAGACUACCUGGACCCGCUGACCACUGUCAGACCCAAGACAGAUGAGGAGAAAAGGCGACCUGAUAUUUUCCAUGCAUUGAAAAUGGGAAACUUCCAGCUGGUCAAAGAGAUUGCCGAUGAAGACCCCAACCACGUGAACCUGGUUAAUGGGGAUGGGGCGACCCCACUGAUGCUGGCAGCUGUCAUGGGGCAGCUGCCUCUGGUGCAGCUACUGGUUGAGAGGCAUGCUGACGUGGACAAGCAGGACGGCGUGCAUGGCUGGACGGCCCUCAUGCAGGCCACCUACCACGGGAACAAGGAGAUUGUCAAAUAUCUGCUAAACCAAGGAGCCGAUGUCACUCUUCGUGCAAAAAACGGGUACACGGCCUUUGACCUAGUGAUGCUGCUGAGUGAUCCUGACACGGAACUUGUUCGACUGCUGGCAUCUGUCUGCAUGCAGGUGAAUAAAGACAAAGGCCGGCCCAGCCACUCACCACCCCCGCCCCACUCGAAGGUCCGACAGCCCUGGAGUGUCCCAGUGCUGCCUGAUGACAAAGGCGGACUUAAGUCCUGGUGGAACCGAAUGUCCAAUCGGUUCCGGAAGCUCAAACUGAUGCAGACACUGCCCCGUGGGCUGUCCAGCAACCAGCCAUUGCCUUUCUGUGAUGAGCCAGAGCCAGCACUGGACUCCACAAUGAGGGCGCCCCCCCCAGACAAGACGAGCCGCUCUGGGCUCCCCGACGUGACCCCCACGACCAAAGACAAUGGUCCUGGGAGCACAAGAGGAGAAAAGGAAGAUGUGUUAUUGACAACCAUGCUUCGGAAUGGAGCCCCCUUCACCAGACUCCCAAGCGACAAGCUGAAGGCAGUCAUCCCCCCUUUCUUACCCCCUUCCAGCUUUGAGCUGUGGAGCUCGGAUCGGUCCCGGACAUGUCACAACGGGAAGGCAGACCCCAUGAAGACUGUGCGGCCCCAGAGAGCCAGCAGGGGGCAACCUGUGGGCGGCGGGAGCACAGACACCACUCCCGUCAGGCCAGUUAAAUUUCCAUCUCUCUCCAGAAGCCCAGCCUCUCCUGCCAAUUCUGGAAACUUCAACCACUCACCUCAUUCUUCUGGUGGCUCCAGUGGGGUAGGAGGCAUGAGCAGGCACGGUGGGGAGCUACACAACCGCUCAGGUGGAAGCAUAGACAGUGUUCUGUCCCAGAUCGCUGCCCAGAGGAAAAAAGCAGCCGGAUUAUCUGAGCAGAAGCCCAGCCAUCGGUCAAGUCCUGUUGGUCCAGCGCCUGGCUCCAGCCCGUCUGAGCUCCUGGUCUCCUCUGCAGGCGGCAGUGUUCCUGGUGGCAAGCAGAAACUGGAGACGAGCAAAAGGCCUCCGUCUGGAACUUCCACUACCUCCAAAAGCACCUCCCCCACGCUCACGCCUUCACCUUCUCCCAAAGCGCAGGCAGCCGAGUCCUCCGUGUCCUCCUCCUCAUCCCACCGGCAGUCCAAGAGCAGCGGGGGCUCCAGCAGUGGCACCAUCACUGAUGAGGAUGAACUGACUGGAAUCCUUAAGAAAUUAUCACUUGAGAAAUAUCAGCCCAUUUUUGAGGAGCAAGAGGUGGAUAUGGAAGCGUUCCUCACGCUCACCGAUGGCGACCUGAAGGAGCUGGGGAUUAAGACAGACGGGUCCAGGCAGCAGAUUUUGGCAGCGAUUUCUGAACUGAACGCAGGCAAGGGACGCGAGAGACAAAUUUUACAGGAAACCAUUCACAACUUCCACUCUUCCUUCGAGAGCAGCGCCAGCAACACCAGGGCCCCUGGAAACAAUCCCUGUACGUGACCUUCCUUCCUGUGGUGACCAGCGUGAGCUUGCUGAAUCUCAGUACCCCCUUCACGUGGCCGGUGCUCCAGCCACCAUCAGACCUUCCCCAUUCCCUGAAACACACUAUGUUUUUGUCACACCGCUGUGCCUUAGUCCUUCUGCCUGGAACACCUGUCUUCCCUUCCCUUCUGUAGUAGUUGGUGAUGCUUGUUGCUGUAACAAACUCCAACACUGUAGAGACUUACUCUCCCAUACAAUCCAGUAUGGCUGCAUCCGCUCGGCAGAAGCACACGGUGAUUCAGGGACCCAGCUCCUUUCAUCUGUGGCUCUGCCAUUCCUGGGGCCUCAGAGGCUUUGUUUCUGGCUGGCAGAGGGGAAGGGGAUGGUGAAGAAGGCACAGCCAUUUCUUUACUGCUUUGCUCUUAACUGCUCACGUUCCAUCGGCCGCUCAUAGUCACGUGGCCCCACGUGUAGUCGUUGUUCAGGUAGUGGCUUCACAGCAACAGCUCUGUACUUAGAUGGGGGAGCACAUAUUUUGGCAGAAGGUUAGCCACUCUUCCACAUCUUCCCUUAGAACUUCUAACUUCUCCCUAAUGGUCCAAGUCACCUAUCACAUGAAGCCUUUCUCAACUCCCUUACACAGAACUAACUCCUCCAGCCUCUGGGGCCCUUACUGCUCCGUGUGAUAACUCUGCUCUAGCACUUCACUGCACCUGCUGCAGAUAGCGUACAACAGCUGUUCAGGAUGUAUAUGUUGAAUGCGUACUUCUUUCUUGCAAAGGCAGCCUUUUAUGUAGGAAAAAUGGCGAGGCCCAAGGUGUGAUCUUGAGGGAUCCCUUUUCCUUCCUGGCCUUCAGUUUCCUUGUCUGUCGUCAGGCAAGACAAUGCUCUGAUAUUCCACGCUGCUCACCCCAUAUCACAGUAGGGCUUUUCCACUUUGAGUGGGAGCAGAAGACCCUAAUACAUUACAUUGUAGAAGGACUUGGAUACUCACAUUUUCUAGGCAAAGAAGUGAAGAAUUUAGAAUUUCUUCUAAGGCUACAUUCCUCAGAAGGGAAUCAGCCUGUGUAGUUUUCUACCGUGUCAUAUUCUAUGAAAAGGACUCUGACUUUUGAGUCCAGUAGGUUUCUGAAAUGUUUUCAAGUGCGUAAUUCAUUCGACCAGCACCGCUGGGUGCUGGGGGUGCAGAGAUGAGUCAGAGCCAGUCCCCACCCUUGAGGACCUGGACAGCAAGAGAAGAAAGGAAUGGUGGUCCCAGCCUCGAGGGGCAGCACGGAAGAGUGGAGAAAGCGUGUGCUCUGGACUCAGGCUCAGGGUUCUGGUUCAGCCCUGCAGCUAGCCAGCUGUGUGGCCAGGGACGGGUAAGUUGGCGCUUAGAGCCAGCGUGCGUCAAGCACUUGGUCCGUGGGACAUGCGCAAUGGAUAGCAGCCUUUGCAGAGUUCUCAUCUUUACCGUGAGCUCUGCCUGGCCGCAUGCUGGUCUCCUUGGGAGAUGUGGCCUCUCACCUCUCCCUCCCCCGGCCAUGAGUGCCCAUUCACCCUCUGCUGGCUUCUAGAGGGAGUCCUGAACAUGUUGCCUGGAGCCUCAUCGUGUUCUCCUUCUGUCCGUUGAUCCAGCGGAUGCUGUUCCUCCUUCAUCCUCCCAUCUUCCUGCCCAUAAAAGCCAGCUUCCCACAUGACUGGAGAGAAGAGGUUUUGUUUUAGCCAUCACUGACAGACACCUUUAUAAAUGUUCCUCGCAUCCCAACCUUUUUUAAGGAGACACAGUCAUUGAGCACCUUCUGUGUGCAGCAGCUGGAACCCAGUGUCAUCUGUCCUCACCAGAAGCCGGGAGGCUGGCAUGGUUUAACCUCAUCCUGCACGCUGGGGAAACAGACACAGAGGACUGGAGCUGCAUGCCAGUUCCCCAGCCCGGAAGGAGUAGAGCUGGCUGAGAACCGGAUCUAGUGGGCUCUGAGCCCAUGCUUUUGCCACCAAUUCCUAUAGACUCCCGGGGCUAGAGGCACCAGGCAUUCUCGCUGUUUUAAUGUACUCAUAUCUUCAGAGACUGUGGAAGAGCACUGAAUCUAUAGUCGGUCCUAGCACUGGGUUUUGGCUCAGCCACUUCUUAAUGGGUAACAUAUUUCUAACAUUCCUUGGACCUCAGUUUCCCUUUCAGUUACAAGGGGGUAGCACUCCCCAAGGCGCUGAGGAGCAGAUGAAGGUGAAAGCCCUUUUCACACCAUGUGGAGCUCUGCAGAUGGGAGAAAUCUCCACGGUGCUUGCCUGUUUGAAAUACUCUGUUUCUCCCCUGCCCCACCCCGCCUCCCACUUGCCCUGAUGUAGCCAGGGCUGGGUGGGCAAGGCCAGAAGCAGCAGCCUCCAGCCAGAGGUGGCAGCAGCUUAGGUGGCUCUGCUGGUAUUGGAGCCCCGAGGAAGUGAGGGUUGUUGUUGAAUCCCCACCCUCCAGUUGUGGCUGACUCUGGUGUUUGUGUCACUGGGAUUCCCAGCAAGGUGGACAGAAAGAAGGGAGGCCUUCCAGCCUGAUCACAGGGGCUGAUCCAGGGGGCAGAGAGGAAGCAGGAAACCCCUCCAGUUUGCUCUUGCCUCAGAGCUGCCUAAGGACAGUGCCGUGCAGGCCAGUCCCGGGCUAGACAGCUGUGAACAUCUAUGCCGACCUUCCAAGAAAGCACCUUUUGAGGGCUUGGGACCCUUCCUGGGAAGAUUCUGCAGCCCAGACUGAAGGUGUGAAGCACCAUCUGUGCUUUGUUCAGGCAAGGUGAUCAUGUCUCAUUAACCAACAGAUCCUGUUCAGCAUGUAAGGAGACCUGAUGCUUUCCCUGACAAAGUCGAUACCAAAUUCUGAAGGACUGGCCAGGGACUGAAUCUCCUUCCUGGGGGAGGUGGGUGGUGAGUCCCCUCUUCAACUUCUUUCCUAAGGUGGGGACCACCCAGGGCCCCUCCUCAGGGCCCUCCCUACCCAGUGGGUUGAGCCAGCCCCCAUUAGUCUUAGUUCCUGUUGGAGCUGCCUCCCUAGGGCUCAUAGACACAGGGCAUGGCCAUCCUCUUCCGGGAGACCUUGUUCCCACUGUCCAGGUGGCUGGGGUAGGGUUUGGCCUCAGCAGUGCCACUGGAUCCUUUGAUAAGAGACCAAGGUGCUGUUUUGUUUCAGCUCUACUGUGUUUCCAUGUUCCUUACCAUCCAACACUUCUUUUUGUUACUAUUUUAUUGUUUUUCCAUACAGGGAUUUGAUUCUUUGAAGGACUUCUGUUUGCCAAAUGUAUAUUAAAUAAUGGUGAGUUUGUGUUCUCA